Oncorhynchus mykiss (rainbow trout) is the source of this 1608-nucleotide messenger RNA. RefSeq names its product popeye domain-containing protein 3. Gene Ontology annotation, cellular component: sarcolemma. Lineage: Eukaryota; Metazoa; Chordata; Actinopteri; Salmoniformes; Salmonidae. Gene Ontology annotation, molecular function: cAMP binding. Gene Ontology annotation, biological process: skeletal muscle tissue development; striated muscle cell differentiation; regulation of membrane potential. The record is from RefSeq and is a predicted model, not a curated record.
CCCCGUCCCGAUACCCAGGUCAUAUUUUAAGAGGUGAUAUAAUCAAAACUUAGGGCGAUUAAAUGUUAGGGUGGAAGUCUCCGUGACGUUUCACUUAUUCGUUUUCUCCUACCACCUCUCAGUUUUCUGAAAAGUGACGUGCUCCACACGCGCGACAAUGGAAGCGCCAGAAUUUUUCCCACCUUCUGAAAACUUGACGGCGGCUGUCGUGCACCCGCUAUGCGAAGAAUGGAAGGGGGGAUCCGAGGGUGCCAUCUUCCACCUCGCCAGUAUCUUCCUUGUUUUGGGGUUCAUGGGAGGGAGCGGGUUCUAUGGGCUCCUCUACUUGUUUACCUUUCUGACGCUCGGUUUCUUCUGCACAACCAUUUGGUCAUGGUCGGACGCGUGCACCACCGACACCUUUUUGUGGAAUUUCGCUCUCUUUGGGGUAUGUGCGGUUCAAGUUGUGCACGUCGCCUACCGGCUGAGGAACGUUACUUUCGAAAAGGAGUUUCAAGAUCUGUACAGCUACCUGUUCAAAAAGCUGGGGGUGUCGCUCACCCACUUCGGCAAGAUAGUCGCCUGUUGUGAAGGGGACAUCCACACUAUAGAGAAAGACCACUGUUUUGCCAUGGAGGGCAAGACUGCUAUUGAUAAGCUGUCCGUUCUUCUGUCCGGCAGAAUUCGUGUGACAGUAAAUGGAGAGUUUUUACAUGACAUAUAUCCUUUCCAGUUUCUCGAUUCACCUGAAUGGGACUCUCUCCGGCCGUCAGAGGAGGGAGUUUUCCAGGUGACCCUGCGUGCAGAUAAUUGCUGUAGAUACGUUUCUUGGAGACGUAAGAAACUGUACCUACUCUUCGCCAAACACCGCUACAUCGCCAAGGUCUUUGCGCUCGUGGUGCGGAAUGACAUCGCGGACAAGCUGUACUCCCUCAACGACAAGGCGUUCGACAGCCGCGGGUUCCGAUAUGAUCUCCGGUUACCCACCUACUGUCACGUGUCCCCGUUGCCAGAAUUAGACCGGACAGAUGGGUUCCUACGAGUCCCAGCGCAAUAUGACCGUGGCCACCGUGGCCGUGUCCCUAUAACUAUAACAGCACCCGAAGAGACUGACUAGUGACUGGAACGGAACUUUUAAAUGUUUGUUUUUCAUUAAUGGAUGUUAUUUUUGUCUGUUUGUUAUCCUCAAGUCCUUAGGCUAUGGAUAUGGCAUAAACUAUGUAGUUUACGCAUCAGCAUAGAAUACAUUGUAGCACAUCAAGUAACCAUCCACUUGGUUUGCCAGGCAUCAUGCAAUAGGCGUGUGUGUGUGUGUGUGUGUGUGGGGGGGGGGGGGGGGGGGGGGCGUUGCUGGCCCAGAUUACAGUCCAACUCCGUAGUUAUGAUACGAUUUCAUUACACACUUUUCAGUUUAAUUUCCAGCUCUACCACCACAGUAUCUCUCCCUUCUCUCCAAAGUAACUAAACAGUUAUCAAAAUACCAGUGAAAUGUUACCCCCAGAAUUCCUGUUUAUGUUUUAUAGUGUACUUUACUACCUGUCUGUCUUAAAUUGAGACUGUAUAUUCAAUUGCCUUACUGAGUUUUUUUUGUCAAUAUUUGUGUUUAAUCAUAAAAAAGUAUUAACAAUG